This is a messenger RNA of Anopheles cruzii, 2005 nucleotides long. It is a transcript of the gene black, whose product is annotated as cysteine sulfinic acid decarboxylase. The record is from RefSeq and is a predicted model, not a curated record. The transcript is spliced from 4 exons. Gene Ontology annotation, cellular component: cytoplasm. Gene Ontology annotation, biological process: carboxylic acid metabolic process. Gene Ontology annotation, molecular function: pyridoxal phosphate binding; carboxy-lyase activity. Bases 97 to 1773 code for a protein of 558 amino acids. Lineage: Eukaryota; Metazoa; Arthropoda; Insecta; Diptera; Culicidae.
UUUCCUAGAAGCGACUACGGGGAAGUGUUGCUCGAAUUGUGAGUGAAUUUAAACAGUGCCACCGCCGCCGGAAGCUUGAUCACCAACCGCCGCAACAUGCCAGCCAACGGAGUGUGCAAUGUCGGGUUGUUGGAGGUGAACAAAGAGACGGCCACCUACGCCAGCGGAUCGGAUAGUGCCGGCGUGUCGGAGGACGAGGACAUCCAACUGUUUGUGAACGGGGCCCACGGUGUAACCGGAGUGCUGGGGAGAAAGCCGGAGUCGCGCACCAAACCGUCGUCGGACGAGGUUAUGGACAAGCGGUACGCCAGCCUGCCGAACCGGGAACAGCACCAGCAGUUUCUGACCGCGUUUCUUACGGAGGUGCUCAAUUCGGCCGUCUUCAAUGGGACGGACCGCGCGAACAAAGUGCUGAACUGGGUCGAUCCGGAGGAGCUGAGCAGAACCCUCGAUCUGGCACUCAAGGACGAACCGGAUACGCACGAGCGGUUGCUGGACCUGACGCGUGCCACCAUCCGGCACUCGGUCAAGACCGGACAUCCGUACUUCAUGAAUCAACUGUUUUCGUCGGUCGAUCCGUACGGAUUUGCGGGUCAGGUGCUUACCGAUGCCCUCAAUCCGAGCGUCUACACGUUUGAGGUUUCGCCCGUGUUCGUGCUGAUGGAGGAGGUGGUCCUGCGAGAGAUGCGCACCAUCGUGGGCUACCCGGGUGGCGUUGGGGACGGAAUUUUCGCUCCCGGCGGUUCGAUGGCCAACGGGUACGCCAUUAGUUGCGCGCGCCACAAAUUCAUGCCCGACAUUAAGACCAAAGGAUUGCAUGCACUUCCUCGUCUAGUGAUCUUCACGUCCGAGGAUGCACAUUAUUCAAUCAAGAAGCUCGCCUCGUUCAUGGGCAUCGGCUCGGACAAUGUGUACGCCAUCAAAACGGACGCGGUUGGCAAAAUGCGUACGGAACAUUUAGAAAGUGAAAUCUUGCGCGCCAAAGCGGAAGGGGCUUUGCCUUUCAUGGUGUCGGCCACGGCGGGGACUACCGUAAUUGGAGCAUUCGACCCGCUGGACCAGAUUGCUGAUCUGUGUGCGAAGCACAAUCUCUGGAUGCACGUGGAUGCGGCGUGGGGUGGUGGUGCGCUGAUGUCCAAGAAGUACCGCACGCUUCUGAAAGGCAUCGACAGGUCCGAUUCGGUCACGUGGAAUCCACACAAGUUGCUGGCUGCUCCGCAGCAAUGCUCAACGCUGCUGACUCGCCAUGCGAACCUACUGUCCGAGUGUCAUUCGACGAACGCGGCGUAUCUCUUCCAAAAAGAUAAGUUCUACGACACGCGAUACGAUACUGGCGACAAGCACAUCCAGUGCGGCCGGCGGGCCGACGUGCUCAAGUUUUGGUUCAUGUGGCGCGCCAAGGGAACGAGUGGUUUCGAGCAGCACAUCGACAAAGUUUUUGAGAAUGCUGAACACUUUACCAAUAGUAUUAAGGCGCGGCCGGGCUUCGAGAUGGUGAUCGAAAAUCCGGAGUGCACCAACGUUUGCUUCUGGUACAUACCGCCUGGCAUGCGAGAUGUCCCGCGUGAUUCGGCCGAUUUCCGAGAGCGGCUGCACAGGGUCGCUCCGAAGGUAAAGGAGCGCAUGAUGAAGGAAGGCUCGAUGAUGAUCACCUACCAGCCGAUCCACGACAAGCCGAACUUCUUCCGGCUCGUGCUGCAGAACUCUUCGCUGGACAAGUCGGACAUGAACUACAUUAUCGAUGAAAUCGAACGGUUGGGAAAGGAUUUGUAAAAAUGGCUCGGUGCUGUUGCCUGUUGAUUAAAUUAUUCUCUUGCCCUAUCGCGUACAGCUGUAUUUAUUAAAAGCAUUCGUUACUAGCUGCUAGGGAGAUGAAAAGAAUCAAUUUUGUAUAAAAAGGAAUGAUAAAAGUGAUUUAAAUUUGAACUAUUUGAGGGAUGAAUAGUUAGAGGCUUGAUAAUCUUUGAGGAAUGGAUGAAAGGCUAUUGAAAAGUAGUGUAUAAGA